AGAUAUUUCCAUCCUAUAUAGUUGACACCUCAGGCACUGAAAUGAACCUGGAUAAUCCCACUAACAGUAUCCCAAAGAGUUGCAAAGCCACUUGGUUAACUUCGUCGACCCCUUCCAAUUUUCUCUCCCUCGGCCCGAUAAUAAUCACAAAUCUUGCAUGCAUAUCACGAUUCUUACACAUCCCAGGUCAUUGGAGAGAAUUUAAUCGCACUGUACCCGUGUCCAAAUAUUAACUACUGUUUGUCCCGGUUCCUGCGCCUGUUGCAGUGUACUGUUGCCUGAACCAAUACUUCGUCUGUACUGUGUCAUCAACCCCUUCGUCGUUCCAGAUGGAUAUCGAUAUGAGCAGAAGAAAUAAGAAGCCACGUCUACUACUAGAAUCAGAACGUGAGAGACUCGAAGAGUUCAUUGACUCUAUACACUACUCUGCCAGAUACUCCGAUGAUCAAUUCGAAUACCGACAUGUCCAACUUCCUAAGAACAUGCUGAAAAAGAUACCGGCCGACUACUUUGAUAGCGCAAAAGGAACUUUAAAACUGCUCUGGGAAGAUGAGUGGCGUGCGCUUGGUAUAACUCAGGUAUGGCUGUUUGAAAAUGAUGCCUAUAACGAUUUGAUAGGUCAAGGUGGUUCUAAUCCACUGUGCAGAGUUUGGGCUGGGAGCAUUACGAAGUACAUGAACCGGAGCCUCAUAUUCUAUUGUUCAAACGUCCUCUCAACUAUCAGCCACCGCUGUCCCAGUGAGCAAGAGGAGUACGAUUGAGAACUCCGUCGGGCUUGCCUAUGCCAAACAGGAGACCGAGGCUCCGAAGCGGACUUUUUGUGCGAUCAGAAGAGACUCGUACAUGA
Messenger RNA from Aspergillus aculeatinus CBS 121060, 847 nucleotides. Its product is annotated as cyclin-dependent protein kinase regulatory subunit CKS1. Gene Ontology annotation, molecular function: histone binding; ubiquitin binding; protein kinase binding. Bases 330 to 761 code for a protein of 143 amino acids. Gene Ontology annotation, cellular component: SCF ubiquitin ligase complex; cyclin-dependent protein kinase holoenzyme complex. The record is from RefSeq and is a predicted model, not a curated record. The transcript is spliced from 4 exons. Lineage: Eukaryota; Fungi; Ascomycota; Eurotiomycetes; Eurotiales; Aspergillaceae. Gene Ontology annotation, biological process: regulation of mitotic cell cycle.